Molecule: messenger RNA, 2994 nt
Organism: Laetiporus sulphureus 93-53
Lineage: Eukaryota; Fungi; Basidiomycota; Agaricomycetes; Polyporales; Laetiporaceae
Product: Adaptor protein complex AP-1 gamma subunit
Exons: 14
Coding region: 61-2598 (845 amino acids)
Biological process (GO): Golgi to vacuole transport; receptor-mediated endocytosis; intracellular protein transport
Cellular component (GO): Golgi apparatus; membrane coat; AP-1 adaptor complex
Molecular function (GO): clathrin-cargo adaptor activity
Source: RefSeq, a predicted model, not a curated record
GCUGCAUCACGUCUGCAGCAGUGUAUAUGUUCAGCUCACUCCCCUUGGCUUCCCGCAAACAUGGUGUACCAUAACUUGAAAGCUCUGAUCAAGGGGAUCCGGGCAUGUAAGACUGUAGCUGAUGAGCGAGCCCUCGUUAAACAAGAAUCCGCUGCUAUCCGAGCCUCCUUUAGGGAAGAAGACUCGUACGCGAGGCAUAACAAUGUCGCGAAACUGCUUUACAUCCACAUGCUCGGCUCAGAGGCGCAUUUCGGGCAGAUGGAGUGUCUCAAGCUGGUGGCCAGUCCACGUUUCGGGGACAAGCGUCUAGGCUACCUGGGGAUUAUGCUGUUGCUUGACGAGAGUCAGGAGGUGCUCACGCUUGUAACCAACUCGCUGAAGAAUGAUAUGAACCACGCCAACAUGUAUGUCGUAGGACUGGCGUUGUGUACAUUCGCAGAUAUUGCAUCCGAGGAGAUGUCGCGAGAUCUGGCCAACGAGAUUGAGAAGCUGCUUGGUUCAAGCAACACGUACAUCCGCAAGAAGGCUGCUCUCUGCGCUUUGCGAGUUGUCCGCAAGGUGCCUGAGCUUGCCGAUCAUUUUGUUUCGAAAGCCAAGAACCUGCUUGCGGACCGCAAUCACGGUGUCCUGUUGACAGCCAUUACGCUGGUGACGGAAAUGUGUCAAAUGGACACGUCCUGUUUGGCAGAGUUCAGGAAUGCGGUUCCGCUGCUCGUACGGCAUUUGAAGUCGCUAGUGACCACAGGAUACAGCCCAGAACACGACGUGUCUGGUAUCACAGACCCGUUCCUGCAAGUAGAGAUACUUCACCUUCUGCGCCUGCUUGGCAAAGGGGAUGAGAAGGCGAGCGAGGUCAUGAACGACAUUCUAGCCCAGGUAGCCACAAAUACAGAUUCAACGAAGAACGUCGGAAACUCUAUCUUAUACGAGACUGUCAUGACUGUCUUGGAGAUUGAGGCGGACAGCGGCUUGCGCGUAAUGGCUAUCAACAUUCUGGGUAAAUUCCUCAGCAAUCGGGAUAACAACAUCCGCUAUGUCGCGCUCAAUACACUCAACAAGGUUGUCUCGAUUGAUACCAACGCUGUCCAGCGACAUCGAAACAUCAUUCUAGAUUGUCUCCGCGAUGGCGAUAUCUCCAUCCGACGGCGAGCCCUGGAACUAUCGUACGCGCUAAUCAACGAGCAGAAUGUCCGCGUUCUCGUCCGAGAACUGCUCGCAUUCCUCGAGGUCGCGGAUGAUGAGUUCAAGCUCGGCAUGACGACCCAGAUCUCUCUGGCGGCAGAGCGCUUCGCCCCUAACAGGCGGUGGCACAUUGAUACCGUGCUCCGCGUACUGAAACUGGCCGGCAACUUUGUCCGAGAGGAGAUCUUAUCGGCAUUCAUCCGUCUUGUAGCAUAUACCCCUGAGCUGCAGGCAUAUACCGCAUCUAAGCUAUACACCGCUCUACGAUCCGACAUCUCUCAAGAGUCCCUGACACUCUCGGCUACUUGGAUCCUCGGAGAGUACAGCGAGAUCCUGCUGGAAGGCGGGCUUGUUGAUGAGGAUCAGCUUAAGAGGAUUACCGAUAUCGAGCUAGUCGAUCUCCUCCUGUCCAUUAUCGACUCACCUUACGCCAACUACCUCACGCGCCAAUUUGUUCUCACUGCAAUCACGAAGGUUUCAGCACGGCCAGGCACCUCGCAAGCUCAGCAAGAACGGAUAGACAAUGUCCUCCUGUCGUAUACGGCCAGCCCGGAGCUGGAGAUUCAGCAACGAGCGGUCGAGUUCGCGAGCCUGUUUAACCUCGAUGUCCGCGCUGGAGUACUGGAGCGAAUGCCUCCUCCGGAAUUGAAGGCGACUGUGCUGGGCGUCGUCAGCGAGAACAAGCCCGUUGGGUCCGUGCAGCCAAGCAAGGAUGGCGAUCUUUUGGGCGACGAUGUAUCGUCCAGCAGUACGCAACCGACCAACGGCAAUGUCCCCGCGGUCAUGCAGAGCAACCAGGACCUGCUGGCCGAAAUCUUCGGCAGCUCGACGCCCGCCGCGCCAUCACCAGCACCCGCAGCAGCAACGCAGAAGAACACCGUGCAAGACAUUCUGGGCCUCUUCGACUCGGCACCUUCGUCCAGCCCAGCACCCGCUCCUACGCAGAUGCCAGUUGCAAAUGGCGCGCCAGCCGCGCCUUCUGCGUUCAACCUGCCGCAGACACAGACGCCGCAGACACAGACGCCGCAGACACAGCAGCCUCUGCAGCACCGCUUGACAGCGUACACGGCAUACGAGAAGAACGAACUAAAGAUCACGCUGACGCCGAACACGUCGCCCACGCGUCCGGGCGUAGUGAACAUCCUGGCCAGCUUUCAGGUGACAGGGAGCAUUCCGGCGAUCGGGCUGAACUUCCAAGCCGCGGUGCCCAAGUCACAACAGCUGCAAAUGCUGCCCAUGUCGAAUCCCGACAUCCAACCGGGAAGAGCUGUGGAGACGCAACAAAUGCGAGUAAUCGCGCCAGUAGGGGCCAACGUGCGGCUACGGUUGCGGAUAUCAUAUUCGGUCGGAGGGCGUGCUGUUCAGGACCAGGUGGACUUCAGCGGAUUCCCGCCGGGUCUGACGGGCGGUUCAUGAUCUUGUCUCUUGUUCAUAUUUGGAUAAUUGCCGUUGUUUUGCCUCGAGCGCUGUGGCUGCCGAUGAUUAACGUACUGCUUUUCUAUAGCAGCGUGAUUUAGCGAGAUUGAAAUGGCUAAGGUACGAUCGUAAGCGAGGUGAUGAAGGUACCGAGGGUAGUCUCUCUUCACUGUGGAGAGCUGGCGAACGUUCUGCGAUCAAUAUUACUUCAGCCAAGUUCAUGCUGGUUAAACGACGUAACUAGAGACACGAUCUCUACGGAACAAUCUAAAGUACUCCCAUUGAGCCACACGAUGCACAACAGCGUCCACCAGUCAAUCCCUCAAUAUGAAGACUCGUCAAUAGCCUCCGUUCUGUUCUAAGUGGCACCCGCCUUCGCAAGGGAGGCAAUGUCGU